UCCUUUCUGAGUACCCAAACUGGAGAGAAGCCGUGAGUGAGAGACUGGGGAAGGAGGCACACCGGUAGGCGGAAGAAUCCAGGACGCUGAGGGUCCAGGUUCUAGCUUGCUCCCUCCUGUAUCAGUUGAAGGAGAAAAGUUUGUGAAUUGGGCCCCCAAGUUUUGGGGGACCCGUGCUUGCGGCGUGGGGUGACAGAGGCUCUUUAGAGCUUCCCCCAUGGAGCCCACCCAGCCUGCAGAGGACCUCAGUGUGACCCAGCAGCUCCCCAUCCCAGAAUUUGGGGACCCUGAAGACCCUGGGGAUGAGGCCCCUGAUGGCUCAGAUACUGUGGUGCUCAGUCUUUUCCCCUGCACCCUGGAGCCUGGGAAUCCUGAACCGGAUGCUGGUGCCUCCUCACCUCAGGGAGGCAGCUCCCUGAAGCACUCAACAACCCUCACCAACCGGCAGCGGGGGAACGAGGUUUCGGCCCUGCCAGCCACCCUGGACUCCCUGUCCAUCCACCAGCUUGCGGCCCAAGGGGAGCUGAGCCAGCUGAAGGAACAUCUGAGGAAAGGCGACAACCUCAUCAACAAGCCGGACGAGCAUGGCUUCACCCCACUCAUCUGGGCCUCCGCCUUCGGAGAAAUCGAGACUGUCCGCUUCUUGCUCGAGUGGGGUGCUGACCCCCACAUCCUGGCCAAGGAGCGGGAAAGUGCCCUGUCACUGGCCAGCAUGGGCGGCUACACAGACAUCGUGGGGCUGCUGCUCGAGCGUGACGUGGACAUCAACAUCUACGACUGGAAUGGAGGGACACCACUGCUGUAUGCUGUGCGUGGGAACCAUGUGAAGUGCGUAGAAGCCUUGUUGGCCCGAGGAGCUGAUCUCACCACGGAGGCUGACUCUGGCUAUACCCCAAUGGAUCUUGCCGUGGCCCUAGGAUAUCGGAAAGUGCAACAGGUGAUCGAGAACCACAUCCUCAAACUCUUCCAGAGCAACCUGGUGCCCGCAGAUCCUGAGUGAAGACUGCCUGCUGGGGACUCAGAUACUCAGGGAACAAAACAGUUGACCUAGAACUAGCUUCAAAGGCAGCUCCUGGACAGACAGUGGGGGGGGAUCCUUCCCAAGAGGAACCAAUAAACCUUCUGUGUGCAUAA
This is a messenger RNA of Callorhinus ursinus (northern fur seal), 1134 nucleotides long. RefSeq names its product regulatory factor X associated ankyrin containing protein (gene RFXANK). The record is from RefSeq and is a predicted model, not a curated record. Gene Ontology annotation, molecular function: protein binding. Lineage: Eukaryota; Metazoa; Chordata; Mammalia; Carnivora; Otariidae. Gene Ontology annotation, cellular component: nucleus. Gene Ontology annotation, biological process: positive regulation of transcription by RNA polymerase II.